CUUGUGAAAGUGUUGAUCGAAUGUCACCGCGUAGAAUUUUCGUUUUGUGAAUUAAUUAUUAUGUUUCAUUGUUUCAGUGAUUAUUUUCAUUGAAGUUGCUGCAGAUUAAAUCACAAAAUAUCUUAUGUUUAACAGAUCUACGGAGUUUCUAAAAAAAAAUGAUUGAAUCCGAUCAAAGCGACAAAGAAACGUUUGAUGAUUCCUUAAGUAUCAAUGAACAUCCACAAAAGAGACCACGGGAUGAAAGUUCAGAGGAUGAAAAGCUAUCUUCUAAAAAGUUAAUGAAAUUUGAUGAAAUUCAAUCUGAAGAAGAGAAAUCUGAAUGUAAUUCAGGAGUAAAUGGUAGUAGCAUUGAGAAUGUAAAAGAAGAUAUAAAAAAUAUAAAUACUUCCAACAACACGGAUGGUGCAGAAUGUGUAUCUAUGUCAGAAGAAAAUACAAACAAUGAUCCAACAACAAUUGGUGAUAUAGAGUUUAAGAUUAAAAGUGAAGAAAUUGAUACAAUAAAAACUCAGGCUGAUGAUUCAAUAGACAUUGAGCAGAAGGAGGGAAAAUUAAAGAGGCAGGAACCACAGGGGGAGGAGGAAGAAAAUAAUAUUCAACAGAAAAAAAGACUGAGUAAAUCCCAAACAGAUGAUGCAGAAGUAGUGGAGGGUUUAGAACUUUCAGUAGAAUGUGCUAGUGACAAGGAGUCUUCGAGUUCUUCAGAAUCUGAAAAUGAAAACGAAAGAAAACCUAAACGGAAGACAAUAAUUGUUAAAGCUGAACCUAAUGAUUCAGAACUAGAUGUUAGUUCUUCUGAAACAGAGAAGUCAGAUUCGCAAAAUGUAUCUGAAAUCAAAUUGAAGGAAAUUGUAAAGAAAGGAAAGAAGAAGGCUCGAACUUCUUUUAGCAAACCACAAGACAGCGAUUCUGAAGAAAAUGAAAAUGUUUCCGACGAAGAUUAUAGUCCUCGAACGAAAAGAAAACUUAAGAAAAAAGUGGUAAAGAAAAGAAUUUCGAAAUCAUCCUCCGAAUUAAAAAGAAAUCAUGCUAAACCAAAAAAAGUACCCAAGAAAUUAAACAAAGAAGAGAUGGAUGACAAAAUUUCUGAUAAAACAGAUGAUAAAAAGUCGGACGAAAUUUCAAGCAGUAAAUCCCAGGACAGUGAUUCAGAAGAAAAUGGUAAUGUCUCCGACAAAGAUUCUAGUCCUCGAACUAAAAGAAAACUUAAGAAAAGAGUGGCAACAAAAAGAGUUUCACAAUCACCCUCAGAAUUGAAAGGAAAUCAUGGUAAAGCAAACAAAAUGCCACAAAAAUCAGACGUAGAGGAGGAGGAUGAUGAAAAUUCUGAUAAAGUGGAUGAUAAAAAAUCAGACGAAGUUUCAAGCAGUAAAUCAGAAGGCAGUGAUUCCGAAGAAAAUGAUGAUAAAAAGUCGGACGAAAUUUCAAGCAGUAAAUCCCAGGACAGUGAUUCAGAAGAAAAUGGUAAUGUCUCCGACAAAGAUUCUAGUCCUCGAACUAAAAGAAAACUUAAGAAAAGAGUGGCAACAAAAAGAGUUUCACAAUCACCCUCAGAAUUGAAAGGAAAUCAUGGUAAAGCAAACAAAAUGCCACAAAAAUCAGACGUAGAGGAGGAGGAUGAUGAAAAUUCUGAUAAAGUGGAUGAUAAAAAAUCAGACGAAGUUUCAAGCAGUAAAUCAGAAGGCAGUGAUUCCGAAGAAAAUGGUAAUGUCUCUGAUAAAGAUUCUAGUCCUCGAACGAAAAGAAAACUUAAGAAAACAGUGGUAAAGAAAAGAAUUUCGAAAUCAUCCUCCGAAUUAAAAAGAAAUCAUGCUAAACCAAAAAAAGUACCCAAGAAAUUAAACAAAGAAGAGAUGGAUGACAAAAUUUCUGAUAAAACAGAUGAUAAAAAGUCGGACGAAAUUUCAAGCAGUAAAUCCCAGGACAGUGAUUCAGAAGAAAAUGGUAAUGUCUCCGACAAAGAUUCUAGUCCUCGAACUAAAAGAAAACUUAAGAAAAGAGUGGCAAGAAAAAGAGUUUCAAAAUCACCCUCAGAAUUGAAAGGAAAUCAUGGCAAAGCAAACAAAAUGUCACAAAAAUCAGACGUAGAGGAGGAGGAUGAUGAAAAUUCUGAUAAAGUGGAUGAUAAAAAAUCAGACGAAGUUUCAAGCAGUAAAUCAGAAGGCAGUGAUUCCGAAGAAAAUGGUAAUGUCUCUGAUAAAGAUUCUAGUCCGCGAACUAAAAGAAAACUUAAGAAAACAGUGGCAAAAAGAAGAAUUUCAAAAUCACCCUCAGAAUUGAAAGGAAAUCAUGGCAAAGCAAACAAAAUGCCACAAAAAUCAGACGUAGAGGAGGAGGAUGACAACAAUGACAAAAGUUCUAAUAAAGCAGAUGAUAGAAGAUCUGAGGACGUUUCAAGUAGUAAACCACACGAUAGUGAUUCCGAAGAAAAUGAGAAGGUUUCAAACGAAAAUCGUAGUCCUCGAACUGAAAGAGAACUUAAAAAAACAGUAACCAACAGAAAAGUUUCAAAAUCAUCCUCCGAAUUGAAAGGAAAUCGCGAUAAACCAAAAAAAGAGACUCAGAAAUCAGACGAAGAAGAGGAGGAUGACGACGACGUUGAAAGUUCUGAUGAAGAAAGUGACAAAAAAUCUGAUAAUGUUUUAAGUGCUAAGAAAAUUAGCUCAAGCGAGAAAAGAAUAGAAAUAUUAAAAAAGUACAUUAGAACGGCUGGAAUACGCGUUAAAUCUUAUAGCACUAUCUGGGUGGGAUGCAAAUCCAAUACUGCAAAAAUAAAGUGUCUCCAGAAAUUGCUUGAAAAUAAUGGAAUCACUGGGAAACCAACUUUAGAAAAGUGUAAAAAGGCUAAGGACAGAAACGAGAGACUCAAAGAUAUAGCUGAAUUGAAUACAAGCAAUAUUAUAUCAGAAGGACGCGUCACUCGUGCUCAGAGAAAGAGAGAAGAGAUUCCUUCAGAACAUCGUGAAGCACGCAGCAGCUUUAAGAGAAUUUUAAGUGUUGUCGAUAGUGAUUCAGAGUGA
Molecule: messenger RNA, 3023 nt
Organism: Dufourea novaeangliae
Lineage: Eukaryota; Metazoa; Arthropoda; Insecta; Hymenoptera; Halictidae
Product: glutamic acid-rich protein-like
Exons: 5
Coding region: 159-3023 (954 amino acids)
Cellular component (GO): nucleus
Source: RefSeq, a predicted model, not a curated record